AGGGUUCUAACAACCUCUGCAGUUACCUCAGACUGAGACAUUACCUUUGAGACUCGGUUAAAUGCAUCUUAUACUUAGUAACAAUGCUUUGUCAUAUCCCCCCACUGGUUCUCUGCUGAAUAUGCAAAUGUGUAAUAAGACCUAGCCAAUCAAGCCCAUGGGUAUCCUUAUGCAUUACUCAAUGCUGCAUGUCUAAGACUCUUUUACUGAGGCGUCUAUAUUACGCAAUGGUUCUUAUCUAUCUAGGAAUGGCCAUCGGAGUAUACCCAACAACAAGAAGUAUUCUAUAUCCUCAACGUGUGCUUCUUUUAUAAUGAGCGCAACGAGAUACCAGCGCCUGGAUGAAGAUGUACCCAGUGAUGAGCAGGAGAAGGGCAGUUCCCAUUGGCGCCUCUCCCAGCUGCUCCUGCUCGUCUACUGCGUACUAUCAACGACUGUCUUGUUCUUCCUCAUAGCGACGUAUCCCCACCCCGCACCAUCACAAACAUAUACACUCCACACCAUCCUCGGCGCUGACAAAGACUACAUGUCCAUCGACCACCGCUUCGACUCGCUGUGGACGGAUCUCAACGGAUCGGCCGUCUUUGCUCAGCCUGAUCCCCGCUUCGACGGAAAAGACACAGCCGCUGCGUUGUCCAUGUUUCAUCAGCUCCACUGUCUCGCGUCCUUCCGGUCAGCCAUCCAGAUGGCUCGUGAGGGUGUCGAUCCUGGUCUCGAUUGGCAGGAUAACUCGCACUGGCCGCAUUGCCUGGACUACAUGCGAAAGACUGUUCUCUGCUGGGCUGACGGCACCCUCGAGCGGCAGCACAUGUUGGCCAAUGGAAGUCUUGUUACAUUCAUCGACGGGGCACAUGAUUUGCGAAAGUGCGGAGAUAGCCACAGACUAAUUAAUAUGAUGACACAGGCUGGGAGGAUCGUCUAUACCGAGGGGCUUCCAUAGGAGUGGCAAAAUCGGAUCAAUGUUACAUCAGGAUCAGUUACAUCAGGAUCAGUGGGUAGCUUAGAAUACAAUCAGAUAUAAAUACCCUCUGUAGGUUGUAGACAAGAACCAGAGUUAACAGGAAUCAUUCAAGUCGAUUAUCAAAUAAAAUAUACUCAAGAUGCG
Penicilliopsis zonata CBS 506.65 is the source of this 1105-nucleotide messenger RNA. RefSeq lists its product as hypothetical. NCBI's taxonomy places the organism in Eukaryota, Fungi, Ascomycota, Eurotiomycetes, Eurotiales, Aspergillaceae. The record is from RefSeq and is a predicted model, not a curated record. The transcript is spliced from 4 exons. Gene Ontology annotation, biological process: mycotoxin biosynthetic process. Bases 314 to 940 code for a protein of 208 amino acids.